This is a messenger RNA of Rhinopithecus roxellana (golden snub-nosed monkey), 1264 nucleotides long. RefSeq names its product chromosome 16 C9orf24 homolog (gene SPMIP6). NCBI's taxonomy places the organism in Eukaryota, Metazoa, Chordata, Mammalia, Primates, Cercopithecidae. The transcript is spliced from 7 exons. The record is from RefSeq and is a predicted model, not a curated record. The coding region runs from base 250 to 1035 and encodes 261 amino acids. Gene Ontology annotation, molecular function: alpha-tubulin binding. Gene Ontology annotation, cellular component: manchette; perinuclear region of cytoplasm.
CCGGGGAUGGGGCUGAGUCAGGUGAUAUCACAAUGGGCAGUGCCCAUGCUGGAGGGGACAUCAGUGUGGGGUGGGAGCAGGAAGGCUGUUGGGGAAGGAAGCUGAGAGAUCCUCUGCAGGAGGGUAUUACAGCAGCUAGGAGCACCUGCCAGGCUGGAGGUGUGGGUUAUCUAGGGGAAGGGUGGUCACUGAUGUCCAGCAGGAGCCCUUGACAGGUAGAGCCCAUCACAGCAUCUCCAAGACCACACCAUGUUCCUGUUCUCCCAUAAGACCAAGACCCCUAUCAGUACCUACAGUGACUCCUACAGGGCUCCCACCUCCAUCAAGGAGGUCUAUAAGGACCCACCUCUAUGUGCCUGGGAAGCCAACAAGUUUCUGACUCCGGGUCUGACUCAUACCAUGGAGCGACAUGUGGAUCCCGAAGCCCUGCAGAAGAUGGCCAAAUGUGCUGUACAGGACUACACUUAUAGGGGGUCCAUAUCAGGCCACCCCUACUUGCCUGAGAAGUACUGGCUUUCUCAAGAGGAAGACAAAUGCAGCCCAAACUACCUGGGCAGUGACCGGUACAACACAUGGAGGAUGGAACCUUACAACAGCAGCUGCUGUAACAAGUAUACCACCUACCUUCCUCGGCUGCCUAAGGAGGCCGGCAUGGAGACAGCAGUUCGAGGAAUGCCCUUGGAAUGCCCUCCUAAGCCGGAGCGGCUCAAUGCCUACGAGCGCGAAGUGAUGGUGAACAUGCUGAACUCACUGUCGCGGAACCAGCAGCUGCCGCGGAUCACGCCCCGAUGCGGGUGCGUGGACCCGCUGCCCGGCCGCUUGCCCUUCCAAGGUUACGAAAGUGCUUGCUCGGGCCGCCACUACUGUCUGCGUGGGAUGGACUACUACGCCAGCGGGGCGCCCUGCACCGACCGCCGCCUGCGGCCUUGGUGCCGAGAGCUACCGACUUUGUGUACCUCCCUACGAGCACCGGCCCGGAAUGCAGUGUGCUGUUACAACUCCCCCGCCGUCAUACUACCCAUAUCCGAACCUUAGUGUGGAAAAUGCCUGAUGAAAGCUUUGGGGCCCUCACAGAUGCACAAGUCAAGUGCUGAUUCUAUCACUCAUCUACCAGCUCUGUGACCUUGAACAAGCUGCUUAACCUUGCUGAGCCUCUGUUUUCUCAUAUGUAAAAUGAUGAUAAUAAUGCCUACCUCCCCAGGUUGUUGUAAGAAUUAUAAGCACAAAUGUAUGUAAAGUGCCUGGCACAAAGUGGGUGCUCAAU